AUGGCUUCAAAAUCCGAGAAGAGGGUUGCCUCAUCUGUCUUUAUCACCCUGGCACCCCCUCGCCGAGAUGUGGCUGUGGCCGAGGAAGUGAGGCGGGUGGCUUGUGAGGCCCGGCCUGGCUGCCCCAGGGAGUCCUCUGCCCCCAUGAAGGUACCCGGGGCCGGCUCGGCAGGGAGGCCCAGCCCCUGGAGACCCCUUGGCAGGACUGUGGCAUUGGUGCCAGCUGUAUCACCUCAGCUCUCCAAUGGAGGGUGUUCUCUCCCUCCUCCUACCCUGGAUGGUGAGGACCCACUUCCUGACCUGGACCUCCUCCCACCUCCUCCACCACCCCCACCAGCAUACCUGCCUCCUCCAGAUGAGGAGCCCGUUGGCCCGGUAGGGGCAUCACUCGUCACGGACCUAGAGCAGCUGCACCUGCCACCACCCCCGCCGCUACCACAGGCUCCAGCAGAGGGGCUUCCACUCCGGUCUCAGCCGGGUCACUUCAAACCUGCAGAAGAGAAGCUGCCGCCUCCCCCAGAAGAGACUGUUGGUGUCCCCGAGAGAGAGGCAUCCACAGACAUCUGUGCCUUCUGCCACAAGACCGUGUCCCCCCGAGAGCUGGCCGUGGAGGCCAUGAAGAGACAGUACCACGCCCAGUGCUUUACGUGCCGUACCUGCCGCCGCCAGCUGGCCGGGCAGAGUUUCUACCAGAAGGAUGGGCGGCCCCUCUGUGAGCCCUGCUACCAGGACACCCUGGAGAAGUGUGGCAAGUGUGCAGAGGUGGUCCGGGAGCAUAUCAUCAGGGCCCUGGGCCAAGCCUUCCAUCCCAGCUGCUUCACAUGUGUGACCUGCGCCCGGUGCAUCGGGGAUGAGAGCUUUGCCCUGGACAGCCAGAACGAGGUGUACUGCCUGGACGACUUCUAUAGGAAAUUCGCCCCUGUGUGCAGCAUCUGUGAGAAUCCCAUCAUCCCCCGAGACGGGAAGGAUGCCUUCAAAAUCGAGUGCAUGGGGAGGAAUUUCCAUGAAAACUGCUACAGGUGUGAGGACUGCAGGAUCCUCUUGUCUGUUGAGCCCACCGACCAAGGCUGCUACCCCCUGAACGACCACCUCUUCUGCAAGCCAUGCCAUGUGAAGCGGAGUGCUGCAGGGUGCUGCUGA
Messenger RNA from Trichechus manatus latirostris (Florida manatee), 1140 nucleotides. It is a transcript of the gene FBLIM1, whose product is annotated as filamin binding LIM protein 1. The record is from RefSeq and is a predicted model, not a curated record. The coding region runs from base 1 to 1140 and encodes 379 amino acids. The transcript is spliced from 7 exons. Gene Ontology annotation, biological process: cell-cell adhesion. Gene Ontology annotation, cellular component: stress fiber; focal adhesion. Lineage: Eukaryota; Metazoa; Chordata; Mammalia; Sirenia; Trichechidae. Gene Ontology annotation, molecular function: filamin binding.